AUGGAAACACUCCCAACUCGGUAUUUUGAAGAAGUCGAGAAUGUUACAACAGAACAUAUCAAGUGGUUCGUCGUGUUUUUAAAUGUCAAGAAAUGGAGGGGGUGCGUCCCGGACGAACGUCAGCAACCUCCUUCUUUACCUAAUCAACCAGAACAUCGUGCCUUGCAAGAAAAAGCUCCUCCCUCCUUGGGUCCGACUGACACGCCAGUUAGGUUGCUUCAGGAUCAGCUUGGGUUCCACUGCCAAGCGACAACUGAUAGAUGCGGGUUUCCUUUUGCUACCAAGGGCUAUGGAAGACAUCUAUGGGACAAUCGAAGCGUACUGCAGGUCAGUGCCCGCAUUGACAACUGGAUAGCCCUCGCUGUCGGACGACAGAUCGUGAACCUUCUCGAGGAUUCAAAAGACCAAGAAGCUAAGCGUAUUUCAUUUGAAACAGCUCAUCGCAGGACUCCGUCGAGGUUAAGUGGACUUGAGUCACAAGCCAACCAAGCUGUUGAAAACGAAUCUCAAGCAAACACAGAUGAUGACCGGAGCUCUACAAGGAGCGACUCGAUCUUGACAUUUCACAAGAAGCUUGAGCUCAGGCGACUGCGCUUCCAACUUGCUAAUCCGAAUCCGCAACAUAGUCAUCUCGAGGUCGGUUUGACUUUCAUGGGCUGUGUAACCGAAAGUGUUCGGUCCGGAAUUGCAGAAACCUUGAGUAGAACCGAGGACAACUCAGCUUGGUCUCCUGUUAUUCCCGAAGAAGCGGUUUCGUUUGCGAUCUCUGAACAAUUGAUGAGGAGUUUAGGUAGAGCCUUCUUUGGCCAAAUUACCACUCCCUUCGAUUCGACACUUAGAGAACGCUUACUGUGGGAGUGCCAAAAUGGCGUGCAAUGGAGCUGGCAGAACAAGCAACUGAAUGAUCGUUUUCGCGGACCAGCAAAGGCACAAGCAGAAGUCAUAGAGACAAUGAUGCUGUGCAUAUUGGGAUUUCCAAGCAUUCACUUGUUAAAUCACAACUCUAUACGCGCAAUCGAUAAGUCACGAACUGCAAAUUUAGUCUUCGAGAUCUGGCCUACGGCUGCCCCCCAACACCUUCGCAUUCGACUGGUUGUCGACUGCGCGAAUUCACUAAUGAUAGCCAAGAUUCGAGAAUGUGAAACUGGUGCAGCUAUGGCAACACUUUCUCCUACAACUGGGUUUCUAUGGCAGGAUUGGCGUGAUGCGUUUGCUGGUCGUUUACUUGGCAAGCGUUCGUGGCAGAAAGCUCAUUCAAUGAAGGAAUUGCAGGUGCGACGCACGACCGAAAGCAUUUCGCGUGGUAUUCAGAAAAUAAUUACUGCUGAAGACGACGGAGACAGGCCCGUCCCAGUUUUUCGGCGACAAUUGGUUUGGGGUGGGUGGAUGCCGUUCCGGGCUGGGCUCACGUUGUUUGAGUUGAAACAUUCAUCCCUCAUUAUUCUUGGAGAUAGCAUGCCAACUGAUACAUACUCACCGACAGAUGGGUUCUCGGAGAGCACAACAGCAGAAUCUGAAGUGCAACCGCAAGAUAAAGGCACACCUCAAGAAAUAAGUGAUACGUAUCAGCGAGCCAGUAUGUCCGCACUUACAGACGCUUCCAUACAUUUGGAUGCAUUGUUAACUCUGGACACUAACCUGCUAGACGACGGCCCGGGGAAGCCUCAGGAUGAGGACGAUGACGUAGCUGAGUCUCAGCUUGUCGAUCUUGUUCCAAGUGCGUCGUCAUCAAGUGACGGACAAUCAUUCAGGAUGGAAUUUAACUUUGAUCCACCGCUGCCAGCCUCAAUUUUAGCGAAGGCGAGUCUGCAGGACCCCCAUGCGAUGCACAUUUUGGCCAAAUGGGUUCUUACGGGAACAAAGGGAUUCCAGAAGAACUACACGAAAGCCCUUUUGCUAAUGGAGCGCGCACUCAUUCUUGGUCGGAACAUAAUGACAGCUCGUCUCCUAGUCAAAACAUUAACCGAUAAAACGUUCAUGCCGGAUAUACCUGUGGAUAUAGAUCGUGCCCUUGCUGCGGUCGAACUCCUCUGGCGAGACAUAGCGGGAAGACAUGAAGUUGUAUCGAUCGAGAACAAAAAAGUCCGAAGGUGGAAAGGAGAUUCCGAGGCGGAGCUCACACGGCUUUCAAAGUUGGUGUGCAUGCAUCAGAAGCUCGUUCAGGCGAGGCCAACAGCUGAGAUGAUGCGUAAUCUAGCCGACCAUCUUUCGACAUGGGGAGAAUCGAAACCAGAUGAACACGCAGCGACUGUUCUCUACGAGACGGCGAUACUUGCGAGCUGUGACAGCAAGUCUAUCUUGGAGCUAGGCCGAAGAUUUCACAACCGUGAUCCCCCGUUUGCGGCGGCUAUGUACCAGCGUGCCUUAGUUGCGGGACAAGGCGUCGCAGCAAAGUUGCUGGCUGACCUCUUGCUGAGCGAGAAAAACAACUUGCGGAUAUCUCCUGCACAAAUCGCCGAUGUUUACGAGAGAGCGGUUCGCCUUGGACACGUGGGUGCAAUGCGGGAGCUUGGGUUGCUUUUGCUGCAUGGCGACGAUGGUGUGCUGGCGAACAUUGUUCGUGGCAGACACUUGGCCGAAAGAGCAGUGUAUGGAGACUCCAUUGCCCGCGCGUUGGACAGUGGAGCUGCAUCCCUGGAAAUCGACUCACGGCUUGCAGAUCAGCUGCGCGCGUCUGCUCGACAGGCCUUUGGUUCUCCAGGCGGUUCUGCGAGUGGCCAUGAUACAGGACCCCGCGGAAGAUCUUGAGCGUUUUCGAUGACAUGUACAGUAGGUCUCCCUGUCGCAGCACGGCUCGCUUUUUGCAUUUUGAAGUUACGAAUAUAUGUACACCCAGGGACCGUAAUUGGUCUCACUCACACUACUUCGGUGGCCAUUUUUGGGACCAUACUUCAUGGGUUUGACACUAAAUAAAUUUUGUACACACAAAUUCCCUUAGUACAGUAUGUGUGUCGUAUUUUGUGAUCUGGCAUGCAAA
Chondrus crispus (carragheen) is the source of this 2977-nucleotide messenger RNA. RefSeq lists its product as hypothetical. Gene Ontology annotation, molecular function: protein binding. NCBI's taxonomy places the organism in Eukaryota, Rhodophyta, Florideophyceae, Gigartinales, Gigartinaceae. The transcript is spliced from 2 exons. The record is from RefSeq and is a predicted model, not a curated record. Bases 1 to 2748 code for a protein of 915 amino acids.